GCCGGCAGUCGAUCCAAGACAAGGUAUUUGGAUGCAAAAUGUCAACCCUGAAAGACAAGAAAAAAGAAUAUCUAACUGUAAAGGAUCUGCAGAAGGUCUUGGACUCCUGUACGCUGCAACUGAAUCAAAUCGAUGAGGUGUGGCCGAACAUAUUCAUAGGAAAUGUGGCAGUAGCCCAAAACAAGGCUGCCUUGCUGAAAUUAGGUAUAACUCAUGUGUUAAAUGCUGCUCACUCCAAACAAGGCAGCAUAGGGAACCAAAGCUUUUAUGGCAACGACUUUGUGUAUUGUGGCAUUCCAGCAGAUGACUCGACGCAUUUUGAUCUGGAUGUAUACUUCCAGCCUGCUGCUGAUUUCAUUCAUAAAGCCUUGAAGUCACCUGGUGGCAAGGUUCUGGUGCACUGCAUCAUGGGAAUGAGCCGCUCGUCGACCUUGGUGUUGGCGUACCUCAUGAUCUACCAUCAUCUCCCGCUCAAAAAGGCUUUGCAGAAACUGAUCCAGAAGAGAGCCAUCUACCCCAACAGGAAUUUUCUGGCUUUGCUGCUGGAUAUGGAUCUUCAGCUGACAAGAAAAAAGAAGACGUGUCAGAUCUUGUAGUUCAGAAGCUCUUGCACAUUCAGCAACGCAGUUGUGUGGUUGUGUGUGAGGAUGUGAGGCAGUUUGUCAGUCCAGUAGACCAGACUAAGACUUUUCUACAGAAGAUAUAUUGUCGAGCAGUUUGGUUCAACACAUGACUGAAUUUCUGUUAGCCCUGAGUCUGACUAACAUACCAUGUUAGCAUGUAAAAAGAACAGAAAAGCUCCAUUAACUUUACAGAGCGUUUAGAAGUAUUCAGAUCUCUCCUCUUAGGUUGAUUUAUUGUAACCCUAAAUCGCUCAUUUAUUUAUUUCAUUCUAUUUGAUUAUUUUGUUUUUAUUAAUAACAAAGGAAAAACUUAAAUGUCACAUUGACAUAAAGAUUUAGCCCCUUAACCCAAAUGAAGCACCUCUGGGAGAAAAGCCAGCAUCAGUUCUUGGAUCUUUAGGCUUAUGAGGGUUUUUCAUGCUCUUCUUGGAUAUCCUCAGAAGCUUAGGGGUUGAUAGAGAUUGUAAUGUGAGCUUUUGACAUGGGUCUUAAGCAUUCUGGAGGGUUUCCUGUUUGCCUUUUGAAGCUUUGCUUUAGAACAGACUAGUUUCUGUGGUCCUGCUUCAGCAGAAACACUAUCAACAUGAUACUGCCACCACUGUGCAAAACCAUUGAUGUGGAAUUGGGAAUAUGAAGAGUGCCUUGUUUCCCUUUACACAUUACACCUAGAAUUGUGGCCAUACAGUUUUUGAUAAAGAAAGGGUAAAAAGAAAGAGUAAAAACCUUAAACUUUUAUGUAACUUUCACACCACCUGAUCGCUGUGCUAUUAGUGUUUAAAUCUGAUUAGUGCUGUAUUG
Molecule: messenger RNA, 1421 nt
Organism: Melanotaenia boesemani (Boeseman's rainbowfish)
Lineage: Eukaryota; Metazoa; Chordata; Actinopteri; Atheriniformes; Melanotaeniidae
Product: dual specificity protein phosphatase 13-like
Exons: 3
Coding region: 39-596 (185 amino acids)
Biological process (GO): negative regulation of MAPK cascade; protein dephosphorylation
Cellular component (GO): cytoplasm
Molecular function (GO): protein tyrosine/serine/threonine phosphatase activity; MAP kinase phosphatase activity
Source: RefSeq, a predicted model, not a curated record